Molecule: messenger RNA, 420 nt
Organism: Cervus elaphus (red deer)
Lineage: Eukaryota; Metazoa; Chordata; Mammalia; Artiodactyla; Cervidae
Product: 40S ribosomal protein S20-like
Exons: 1
Coding region: 1-420 (139 amino acids)
Biological process (GO): translation
Cellular component (GO): ribosome; cytosolic small ribosomal subunit
Molecular function (GO): structural constituent of ribosome; RNA binding
Source: RefSeq, a predicted model, not a curated record
AUGGGCUUUAAAGAUACCAACAAGACUCCCAUGGAGCCAGAGGUGGCCAUUCACUGGAUUAGGAUCACCCUCACCAGCCGCAACGUGAAGUCUCUGGAGAAGGUGUGUGCUGACCUGAUCAGAGGCGCGAAGGAAAAGAAUCUCAAGGUGAAAGGACCUGUUCAGAUGCCUACCAAGUCUCUGAGAAUAACUACGAGGAAAACUCCUUGCAGUGAAGGUUCUAAGACUUGGGAUCGAUUCCAGACGAGGAUCCACAAGCGACUCAUUGACCUGCACAGUCCUUCUGAAAUUGUCAAGCAGAUCACUUCCAUCAGCACUGAGCCAGAAGUCAAGGUGGAAAUCACCACUGCCGAUGCCUGUUACUACCUUUUUAAUAAACUGAUAAUCAAAUUGUUUAAAAAAAAAAAAGAAAAAAGAUAA